UCGCAGCUGUGAAUGGUGGGAUCUUGAAUUGGGCAGCCAGGGGGAAUAAUGGAAAAAGGCAACAAAAUAGAAACAGCGCCAGUCUUGGCCCCAAGCUUCAAGAUUUUGCCAGACGGCUUUCAGUCGUAAUUGUGACUUCAGCCUAUGCGGACGUGGAUAAAGUUCGUUUAAUGGUCCGAAUCGAAAUAUAUACGUGACGUCUAAGAGGGGUAGAGAGAAAUUCAUGCAAAUUUUCAUUUUGCAUUUGUACGGGAUCAUUAUCAUGCACGACUGAGCCUCCAUAAAAGUGAUCAGAUUGUGCAUUCCGCGGGCCUUAAUCUGACAAUUCCAGUCGCGCAUGCGCACAGCAUAAGCAAUCCCUAUUCGGUCAAAACUCCCCCGCACGUGUGUUCCAAAAUAAAAAAUAAAAUAGAUACUUUUGAAGGUUUUUAAAACUCUAAAAACCCAUCAUAAUGACGGCAUCACCUGGUCUAUUACACAUGGAUCAUCCGGUCAAAGCUUUCUAUCAGUUUUUCCUCGACUUGAUUAUAUUCACCAUAAAAUCAGUGUUUUACAUACUGGAGUCACUAUACUAUACCCUAUUGCCCCAGCGGUUUAGAAAGUUAAAGGACAUCUCCGGUCAGGUGGUCCUUAUCACAGGCGGGGGUGGCGGCGUCGGCCGACUCAUUGCUCUCAACUUUGCUCGGCUUCAGGCCCGCAUUGUCAUCUGGGAUAUCAACCAAGAAGCCAUCAAGACUACGGUGGAUUUGUUGGCCAAACAUGGCUUCCACGACUGCAAGGGCUAUGUGGUGGAUAUCUCGGAUCGGGAACAGGUCUACCAGCGAGCCAGUCAGGUGACCGAGGAAGUCGGACCCGUGGACAUUCUGAUCAACAAUGCUGGAAUCGUUUGCUGCAAGCCCUUCUGGGAGUUACAUGAUCGGGUCAUCCAGAACACAUACAACAUCAACAUCAUCUCGCACUACUGGACCGUCAAAGCCUUCCUUCCUCACAUGAUGCGCCAUAAUCGUGGCCACAUUGUGACCGUGGGCUCUGUUACCGGAAUGUUGGGCACUUACGGAUGCAGUGAUUACGCAGCCACCAAAUAUGCCUGCAUCGGUUUCCACGAGAGCCUUCUGACGGAUCUGAAAGCCCAUGGCUACGAUCAGGUCCACAUGAGUCUGAUCUGCCCGUACUACAUUAAUACGGGCAUGUUCUCGGGAGUUAAGCCUCGCAUGCAGCCCAUGCUGGAGCCGCAGUAUGUGGCGGAUCGCAUCGAAAAUGCAGUCCGUUGCAAUGAGGUGUGGUGCGUUCUUCCCAAUUCCAUCCGCAUGCUGACGCCCUUGAAAUGCCUGUUGCCCGCCAAGAUGUGUUGGGAGCUGAUGUACAGGGUCAUUCGCGGUCCAGAAUCCAUGAUGAUGUUCCAGGGACGAGGACGCGUUGCAUCUGGUUAAAGUUCAAGGAGAGAAUUGCGGUUAUAAAGUGGAAUUCCUUUAGUUUAAGUUGUUUUAAAGAGGCGAUUAUACAUAAAAUUAUUCUAAAUUAAACGAACGUUCAAAUUAAU
Molecule: messenger RNA, 1540 nt
Organism: Drosophila ananassae
Lineage: Eukaryota; Metazoa; Arthropoda; Insecta; Diptera; Drosophilidae
Product: short-chain dehydrogenase/reductase family 16C member 6
Exons: 4
Coding region: 453-1430 (325 amino acids)
Cellular component (GO): lipid droplet
Molecular function (GO): oxidoreductase activity, acting on the CH-OH group of donors, NAD or NADP as acceptor
Source: RefSeq, a predicted model, not a curated record